UAAUUGAGUAGCAUGUAGCCUCGGUUGAUUGUGCAGUUUUAUAUUCCAACUAAACAUGAUAUGAGUUAUAAACUUAUAAUGGAUACUUUUCUUCCACUACUUUCUUUUCUUACAAUAUUCUAUGCAUAGUCCAAACUUCGAACAACAAAUUAAGAACCAGACAUUAUGCGUUUGAUUUUAAACCUUUUGACUUUUAAUGGAAAAAGUGAUUAGUAUAUAAUCUGCUAAAUGUACAUGAUCUAGAUUCACUUUUCCACAUCCCUAGAUAUUGUUUCGUUGACAUUUGCAGUUUAUGAUGACUUUAUGUAGCAUACUCGAGACCCAAAAUUAAUAUUUUGGAGAAUGUUUUACGUAACAGUUGAAGACUAUUUCAUAUGAAUACGAUGCGAUUUACAUAAGGUGUGUUGGGUCAAAACAAUUCUUUUCAUUAUAAUAUGCAAGUGAAAUCAUGUAAACUUGGUUCACACGUAACUUAUUUUUCUAUCAACGAGAAGAUAGAGAAGCUUAUUAUUAAUUUCUACGGUUUCAUCACUCUCCUUUUCUAAUUAUCUAUCUUUCCUUCUGCCAAAGACAAGACCAUCUGGUGACAUCCAGAUUAAAAUUUGAGGGAAGAAAAUAUUUAAUGGAAUCAAAUAAAUUUCAUCAAAAGAAAAAAAAUAUUGGACUAAAUUUUUUUGUUAAAAACAAAGAGAAGAAGCAGUCAAUUCUAUCAACUGACUCAACUACAUUUAUGUAAAACUAUCUAUUUUCUCAAUUUUAAUUAAUCAAUCUUGUUUCUUGACUUGAACAAAAUUAACGCCUGAAAGUAAGUGACUCGUUCAAAUAAAGCGUAAGAGUUUGUUACACUAAACAAACCCUUACCUUCCUCCACAAGUCAUAUAACAUCUCUCGUCUCCUUCUUCUCUCCUCCACCUCUACACCACAUUCUUUCCUCUGCUCUAUCGAGACUGCUCCCUCUCUUCAAUGGCAGAUCACAAAGAUCAACGCAUGGUAGAUCCUCUCGAAGGUACACAGGAUCCAACGUUCAUCCCACUAACGAGCAGCAACGAUAAAGACAUGACAGAUCAAUCCGUAGAAGAAGACUCCAAGAAACAGAAACUCAACGAACAACAAAGAAGAGCGUUUUACGCUGUUCUCCUUGCCUUCAGAGCUGAAACCUUGUCAUCAGGAAACAAGAGGACUCAGAUCAUAGAGAAGCUGAUGAGCGAGUGGAGUAUAGCGCAAGAAACUCUCGUCUCUUUUGAGGAUAACAUUCAGAAGAAUCUUGUUGCUCAUCAAGAAAGGGUUGAUUCUGAGGCAAAGAAGCCAACACUGUGUUCGAGCUGGGGUAGAGUUAACCCGGAGGCUCUAGUUGGAAGAAGGGUCUGUGUAAGAAUGCCUGGUGAAGAUGAGUUCGAAGUCUUGGUGAUCAAAGAGUUCAGCGCUAAAGAUGGAACGCAUCGUCUGGCGACUGUUGACCCGAACGUGAUGUGGUUGAAUGAAGCGUUAAGCUGGAUUGAUGUUAGGAAGGUUCCGGAUGAAGAUAUUAGAUGGAAAAAUGGAGAGAAGCCAGACUUUCAAACUCCUCCAGGAUCUGGUGCAGGACAAUGAUGAGUACCACCACCAAAACGCUCUGAUGCACUUGAUUGAUUGAUUGAGAUCUUUAGUAAUUGUGCAUUUUUUGUUGGCUGGAGUUAGAGAAUAAAUGUGUCAGUUUAAAGUGUUGAACAUGAUGAUUCCAGUAACUUCUUUUGUGCCUUAUUACCCAAAUGCUUGAUUCUACAGAAGAUAGGAUUGGUAUGUGAGGAUUGAAAGAUUCAUUAUAUCUAAGAUUCUGAUUGACAUCUUGCAGUCCUUUAAAUAGGCAGCAAAUCAUACAUGCUUGAUGCUUGUUUGUUUCCAUUUCAUUGUUUAACCAAGCAAUCAUAUGACCAAAACAUUCAGAUUCGAUUACAUCACAUGUUAGGAAUUGGCAGUGAGGUCUUCUCACUCACCACCACAAAGAGUUAACUAAACAUAACUAAUUGUAAUCAAGCCAGCUUCCAGAGACUAGCAAAUCUAUAAAACUCUUAUAGUAUCCUUUUAGUUCAACCAUACUUGAGAGC
This is a messenger RNA of Brassica napus (rape), 2084 nucleotides long. RefSeq names its product protein EMSY-LIKE 1. Bases 964 to 1590 code for a protein of 208 amino acids. The transcript is spliced from 7 exons. The record is from RefSeq and is a predicted model, not a curated record. Lineage: Eukaryota; Viridiplantae; Streptophyta; Magnoliopsida; Brassicales; Brassicaceae. Gene Ontology annotation, cellular component: nucleus. Gene Ontology annotation, biological process: defense response to fungus.